Molecule: messenger RNA, 669 nt
Organism: Trichomonas vaginalis G3
Lineage: Eukaryota; Parabasalia; Trichomonadida; Trichomonadidae
Exons: 1
Coding region: 1-669 (222 amino acids)
Source: RefSeq, a predicted model, not a curated record
AUGCUAACAAAUAACAAUGAGAUCCUUGACUAUCUAGAUGACUUGAUCAAAAAAGCUGAAACCGAGAAUGCAAACUUGAAAUCCCAAGUUGGAAAUCAAGGCGCAACUACAAACAAUUCUAUACCAGAUAAAUUAAACUAUAGAAUUGGCAACUCUCGUUAUGAUAGAUCCAUUGCAACUAACGUUGAUUUUGCUAAACUUCUUCAGACAUUAAAGCAAAAUCAAGGUGACCCAGAUAGAGUUGCCUUCGAGUACGAGAAUCGUAAAGUUUGGGUUAGAAAUGAUCAAGAUGUUAAGUUCAUGAUCCAGCAACAUUUCUCUCGUAAUGACGAGUUCCUCAAAUUUAUCGAUACAAAGGACCAAGAAUUCAAUGAAAUUUCAUCCCUUUCUUUAUCAGCCGAAGCCAAGCCUUCUGCUGAUUCGAUUCAUGUUUAUUUUGGACUUCCAAAGUGUGAUUGGUUCAUUUUAUUAAACCUUACACCAAAUCUUCAAUAUACUGCAGCACUAAGCUACUUGGCGAAGAUUAAUCCGAAACAAAAGUCCGUGCAACUAUUGGAUAGCGAUGGAUACGCAAUCCAAUCACCAAACCAAGAUGCUUGGGAAUACUUCUGCGCAGACGCAAUAGAAGGAGCCAAGGUUGGUAGAUACUCAACUAUUAUCUCUGAAUAG